AUGUCAAACACCACAGAUUACCUUAUAUGGGUUAAAUCUAAGGAACUCAGGCUAAUGAUCAGCCUAGGCAAGAAGAACGUAGUGUCAGGCGUUCGAUCGGUUUUUCCAUCGAUUCGUUUUUACGCCAACCACUAUGAAGUCCUUGGAGUCACACCGAAAUCAACUCAAAGUGAAAUUAAAACAGCUUACUAUAAAUUAUCAAAAGUCCAUCACCCAGAUAAGUCUACUGAUGAAACCUCAGCAAAAAAAUUUAGAGCAAUAUCAGAAGCAUAUGAAGUGCUAGGAAAUGUAAAAUUGAAGAAAAUGUAUGACAGAGGUUUGUUAGGUCCAAGACUUAGUCCAUCAAGGAUGACAUCUGAGCCAGAACAAGAGCCUACAGACCCAUCCCUAAAGUUCUACAAGUCUCGCGACCGUAGAGGAAUGGUACCAACUAUGGAUGGAAAAACACCAAUUUAUAACUUUGAUGCUUGGGCGAAAAAUCACUACAGUAACUUAUAUGAAAAGUCAAAGUAUGAAAAAGAGUUUCUAAAGAAGAAGCAAGAAAAACAAGCAGAUGCAACAGUUGCCCAUACACAAGAAACAGCUAUGUUUGUUGCUAUACUAUUAGGAGGACUUUUCGUUAUGUUUGCAAUAAAUGGUACAUCGGACUAUGAUAAAGACCAAGUAUCAAACAAGAAAGCAGAAGAUGUUAAAACAUAG
Messenger RNA from Arctia plantaginis, 699 nucleotides. NCBI's taxonomy places the organism in Eukaryota, Metazoa, Arthropoda, Insecta, Lepidoptera, Erebidae. The record is from the annotation of a GenBank genome assembly.